GGCUUUCGCUCUUUCUUUCUUUUUAAAGAUGAGGCUGAAAGUGGCUUUCAGUCAAGCCGCAUCUAAAAUAGGCCCAACAGGCUCAAAUCUGCGUGUGCCAAAUGCUUAAAACCCAUCUUUCGACAAAAUUUCAAAGCCCAGCACAUAUACCCCGCUCAAAGGCCUCGGAGUUCGGUCUCCUCUCUUCCGUUGUGUCAACGGCUCAACGCUUAAAAAGUAAAAACCCUCCGGCGGCGGUGGGGUUCCUGUUCCUCCGGUGGAAGCUCCCGGCGCUCAAAUCCGGCGAAAGAAAAGAGGGGAAAGAGGCAGGAGCCGGCUCAAAUGGACAGCGGAAGCGAUUCCGACGGCGCUCCCGAGGAGCUCACCGCCGUCCAGGGUGUUGAGAAGCACGAAGAGAUCAGUCAAGUUGAGAAGGAUAGUGCCAUCAGAGUAACACGGGAAGGAAAGGAGCGGAGGAAACGCUGGGCCCAACGAAGAACAUCCUCUAAACCAGAUAAGAAGGCACCAAAGGAAGUAGUAGAAGAUGAAGGUACCAAACAAAGCGAGGAGACAGAUACUAUGCCUGGAAUGCUCCCCACUAGUGUAAUUGAAAUUCUAGCAGCUCGUGAGAAGCAAACCUUCGCAUCAGAUUCUGAGGAAGAAAAUGUAAAGCAGAAGGUCCAGAAAAGGAAGAAGAGGAUGAAAACUGCUGGGCCUGAAACUAUUCUGCUGAAAGAUGUCCGGUCAACACAGCACGUGAAGAACGCCCUUGAUUUCUUGGAGCAAAGGAAAAAACAGGUUCCGAGAUCAAAUGCAGUUUUGAAGAAUGCCAGUAAGGCUUUGCGUCUCCUAUCUUCGAAAGGUAAUUUUCUAAGUUAACCGUGUGGUAGGAUAGCACAUUUUUCAGAGUAUGUGUUUAGACCAUCAUCUCAACAGCAGAUAUGGUCGAGAUACUUUGGACCGAUGUAUUUGAAUGGAAUCGAUCUGGCACGUGAGAUGUGAUGCAGUAUAUCCUUUGGUGUGGAAGUGUGAUGAUUAGCACACGUGUGAGUUUUAGUUAUCUAUUUUUGUGGAUUUGCGCUGCAAAUUUCUGAAGAAAACUCUGAAAGAUCUCCAAAUUUUGAUAGCCAUGUGGCACUUCUUGUAUCAGACUAUCAGAGGGUUGUCGUGUUGACUUGUUGUAUACUCUUUCUAUUACCAUUCGUCUGGAGAUGUUUUACCUGU
Molecule: messenger RNA, 1203 nt
Organism: Zea mays
Lineage: Eukaryota; Viridiplantae; Streptophyta; Magnoliopsida; Poales; Poaceae
Exons: 5
Coding region: 322-858 (178 amino acids)
Source: RefSeq, a predicted model, not a curated record